AGACAAACCGGUGCCAACGUGCGCGGACGCCGCCGCCGCCGCCGCUGCUGCCGCCGCCACCGCCGCCGCCGCUGGAGUCCGCCGGGCAGAGCCGGCCGCGCUUACCCGGAGCAGGCGGAGGAAAAGCGCCCCAGGAUCCGACCGGCCGGGCAGCGCCGCACACAGCGGCAAGACGACGACGAGCAGCGACAGGAGGAGGAGGAGAAGGAGGAGGAGGAGGAGGAGGGGAGAGCGGCUCGUCCACGCGCCCUGAGCCGCAGCCGACCCGGGAAGGCAGCGAGGAGCCGGCGCCCCCUGCGCCCCGCGGUCGCCCUGGAGUCAUUGCGGAUGCCCCGCCGCGGCUGCCUUCCCGAAUAGAGAGCCGAGAGAGAGAAGAGGAGCUGCGGCGGCCAGCUCGCGCGUCUGCCCUUCCGCCCCGGUGGGAGCCGACGCUGCGCGUUCUGCUCUGCCCGCGGCUCAUGCUGCCUGCCCUGCGCCCGCCCAGCCUCGGGUGAGCCGAGCCGCCUCCGGAGAGACGGGGCAGCGCCGCGGCGCCGCGGGCUCGGCGUGCUCUCCUCCGGGGACGCGGGACGAAGCAGCGGUCCCGGGCGCGCGCCGGAGGCAUGGAGCGCUGCCCCAGCCUGGGGGUCACCCUCUACGCCCUGGUGGUGGUCCUGGGGCUGCGGGCGGCACCGACCGGCGGCCAGCACUAUCUGCACAUCCGUCCUGCUCCCAGCGAAAACCUGCCCCUGGUGGACCUCAUCGAACACCCGGACCCUAUCUUUGACCCCAAGGAGAAGGAUCUGAACGAGACGCUGCUGCGCUCGCUGCUCGGGGGUCACUACGACCCGGGCUUCAUGGCCACCUCGCCCCCCGAGGACCGGCCCGGCGGGGGCGGGGGAUUGGCUGGGGGCGCCGAGGACCUGGCGGAGCUGGACCAGCUGCUGCGGCAGCGGCCGUCGGGGGCCAUGCCGAGCGAGAUCAAAGGGCUGGAGUUCUCCGAGGGCUUGGCCCAGGGCAAGAAGCAGCGCCUGAGCAAGAAGCUGCGGAGGAAGUUACAGAUGUGGCUCUGGUCGCAGACCUUCUGCCCCGUGCUGUACUCGUGGAACGACCUGGGCAGCCGCUUCUGGCCGCGCUACGUGAAGGUGGGCAGCUGCUUCAGCAAGCGCUCGUGCUCGGUGCCCGAGGGCAUGGUGUGCAAGCCGUCCAAGUCCGUGCACCUCACCGUGCUGCGGUGGCGCUGUCAGCGGCGCGGGGGGCAACGCUGCGGCUGGAUUCCCAUCCAGUACCCCAUCAUUUCCGAGUGCAAGUGCUCGUGCUAGAACUCUGGGGGGGCCCCCUGCCCGCGCCCGGACACUUGAUCGAUCCCCAUCGACGCCCCCCCACACCGCCUCCAACCAGUUCUGCCACCCUCUAGCGAGGGUUUUCAAUGAACUUUCUUUUUUUUUUUUUUUAAUGGCUACAGAGACCUAGCUUUCUGGUUCAUGUAAUGCACUGUUUAACGUGUAGGAAUGUAUAUGUGUGUGUAUAUACGGUCCCAGUUUUAAUUUACUUAUUAAAAGGUCAGUAUUAUACGUUAAAAGUUACCGGCUUCUACUGUAUUUUUAAAAAAAAAUAAGCAAAAGGAAAAAAAAAAGAACAGAGAAAGAGAGACUUAUUCUGGUUGUUGCUAAUAAUGUUAACCUGCUAUUUAUAUUCCAGUGCCCUUCGCAUGGCGAAGCAGGGGGGAAAAGUUAUUUUUUCUUAAAGUACAAAGAGAAGGGGGGGAACUUUUGUAGAAGGACUUUUUAAACGCUAUUUUCCAUUCUUCGGAAAGUGUUUUGAUUUUCCUUGGACCUCGAAGAAGCUAUAGAGUUCAAUGUUAUUUUACAGUUAUUGUAAAUAUAGAGAACAAAUGGAAUGACUAAUCAUUGUAAAUUAAGAGUAUCUGCUAUUUAUUCUUUAUAAUAUCCCGUGUAGUAAAUGAGAAAGAAGUGCAGAGCAGGAUUAAAGAAAAACCACUAAAACC
Molecule: messenger RNA, 1987 nt
Organism: Perognathus longimembris pacificus (Pacific pocket mouse)
Lineage: Eukaryota; Metazoa; Chordata; Mammalia; Rodentia; Heteromyidae
Gene: Nog
Product: noggin
Exons: 1
Coding region: 603-1301 (232 amino acids)
Biological process (GO): osteoblast differentiation; negative regulation of cell differentiation; dorsal/ventral pattern formation
Source: RefSeq, a predicted model, not a curated record